Colletotrichum truncatum is the source of this 579-nucleotide messenger RNA. RefSeq lists its product as uncharacterized. Lineage: Eukaryota; Fungi; Ascomycota; Sordariomycetes; Glomerellales; Glomerellaceae. The record is from RefSeq and is a predicted model, not a curated record.
AUGCGUUUCGCUGUCGCUCUCACCACUUUGGCCGCCGUUGCCAUUGCUGCCCCUCUCGACUCGUUGGUCGCCCGCGAGGACGACGUCAACUCCAUUCUUUCUGCCCUCGCGUCCGAGAACCCUGAAGACGCCGAAAUUGCCAAGAAUGGUCUGAACGCCCGUGACCUUCAGCUCACUCAGGAUGAGGAGGAAGAGGAGAUCUUCAAGCGCGACGUCCAGCUCACCCAAGACGAAGAGGAGGAGGAGAUUUUCAAGAGAGACGACGUCAACGCCAUCAUCGCAGCUCUCGCCGCGGAGAACCCCGAGGAUGCGGAGAUUGCAAAGAACGGCUUGAAGGCGCGUGAGCUGCAGCUUACACAGGACGACGAGCAGGAGGAGAUCUUCAAGAGAGACGUCAAACUUACUCAAGAUGAGGAAGAGGAGGAGAUUUUCAAGCGCGAUGUUCAACUCACUCAGGACGAGGAAGAAGAGGAGGUCUUCAAGCGUGAUGUCCAGCUUACCCAAGACGAGGAAGAGGAGGAGGUCUUCAAGCGUGAUGUCCAACUCACUCAGGAUGAGGAGGAAGAGGAGAUCUUUUAA